This is a messenger RNA of Polyodon spathula (Mississippi paddlefish), 1596 nucleotides long. RefSeq names its product GTP binding protein 8 (putative) (gene gtpbp8). The transcript is spliced from 7 exons. NCBI's taxonomy places the organism in Eukaryota, Metazoa, Chordata, Actinopteri, Acipenseriformes, Polyodontidae. Gene Ontology annotation, molecular function: GTP binding. The record is from RefSeq and is a predicted model, not a curated record. The coding region runs from base 245 to 1222 and encodes 325 amino acids. Gene Ontology annotation, cellular component: mitochondrion.
AUUUACUGAUGCCAUGUGUUUCUGUCUACUAUUUAUUUAUUUUUUGUGUACUUUCUAAACUAUCUUGGGUGCUAUAUUCUCUGAGCUUCCAGUUUCCAGUAGGACGAAUACAAAUGCUACACCUAAGAAUAGAAAGAUAAAAAAGACAAAGGAAAAUUGACCAAAUAAAAACGAAAGAUUACAGUGCAACAAUAUUUCUGUCAAAAAUGUUUUACUAAUUUUACAGAGUAUCUAGUUACAGUACAUGCUCGUCUGGUUCUACAACAGAAAACAUUUGGCUCCACCAAAAAAAAAAAAAAAAAAAAAAAGAAUGUUCCAUAUAAAACCACGUACAAUAUUUUUAAAUGCAGUCCCUAAGUUGCAGAAAAGCAUAUCAACUUCUCGGACAUGCCAGAGCAAUCACAAACUUGCAUCUUUCCUGGAAGCUGCAAAGAUGCCAGAGAAGAAGCUCAGAAAACUUGUGUUUCCCUUUGAGGACCUUGAGAGGCAUCUGUCAAGCAAAGUAAACACGAGCAACUUCCAUCUUUUUCAACCAGGGUUUGAAGACAUUAAAAGGGCUGAAAUGUUUUUUACACCUUCAAAAAACCAGAAGAUUGAUUAUUUCACAUCGGCUGUUAGGAUGGAUCACGCUCCAUUAAUAACGCAAUCGGAGGUCAGUGAAAACGCUCGAUCUGAAACUGCAGCUAUGAGAGUAUGCUUUAUUGGCAGAAGCAAUGUUGGAAAAUCUUCUCUUAUAAAAGCUUUGUUUUCCUUGGUCCCAGAAACUGAAGUCAGGGUUUCCAAAACUCCGGGACAUACAAAGAAAAUGAACUUCUUUACAGUGGGCAAGGCAUUUACUUUAGUUGACAUGCCUGGUUACGGAUAUAAAGCACCCAAGGAUUUUGUGGAUAUGGUGGAAACUUACCUAGAAACACGACAUAAUUUGAAGAGAACAUUUUUGUUGGUGGAUGGCUCGGUUGGACUGCAGCAUGCAGACAGAAUAGCCAUUGAUAUGUGCGAAGAAUUUGGACUUCCAUAUGUUCUUGUGAUGACCAAAAUUGACAAGGCAAAGCAGGGAGAACUUUUGAGGCACAUCCUGGAGGUCCAAGAGGUUAUACAGAGUCAAACCGUAGGCUGUUUUCCUCAACCAUUCCUUGUAAGUUCUUUGCACUAUUCUGGGGUAUACCUGUUGAGAUGCUUCAUUGCCCAUGUGACCGGGAAUCUGAAGCUAGAACCAUCCUGACCGCAGAACUCUGGUGGAUUAGUGUGAGCAACUAGAGGAAGAGGAAAUGUCGUUGAUGUUGAAGCUGUUUUUUUUUUUUUUUUAUGUAAAUUAUUCUCAAUAAAAAUAUUUCAGUACUCUAUUUUAAGUGGUUAUAAUCCAUAAAAUGUGUAUGUGAAUGUUGCUGUGGUAAAGUGCUAUUGUAUCACUAUAGUAUCCUGAGACCUCCCGGAGAGUGGCCGACCCAUACAGUGGAGCAACCUGCUAUGGAAGCCCUCAACGCACAUUAAAAUCCAUCCAAUUAUUCUGAGCCAAGUCUUGAGUUGAAGGAUCCAUGUCCUGGGACCUUAUAAACCUAUUUGUUAAGAGUUGGGGUUUCACUGCAUUAAAGACAU